AGGUGGGAGCGGGCGGGGUGCAGUCAGAAGGAGCAGCAGCUGUCACACGCUGCAUUAACCGCUGCGUGGCUCUCAGUUAGACAUGAGAAAUUAAUAGAGAAUUACUUCAACUAAUGUUACAGGCGGAUACAUCUUUAGAGAUUUAGCGAAAGUGCCGUUUAACUGCUAGUCACUGGUUAAAGUUGCUUUGCGCGAGACUAACUGCUGAAAGUUGAGCACGCGCGCGACAGAGGGACCACAGCGUGCUGAGACCGCAUUUACAACCGACAAAGAAAAGGACUACAAAUACAAAAAAAAAAAGAUAUUUAAAGAUUUAUACGAAAGAAAGUGGUCUGCAUAAAUUCUAUUCAGCAGCACUAACCAGCGUAGAGGACGAAUAUCGAGUUAUUAUGGUGACCACCAAGGGAACUAAUCUUAACCCUAAUGCCAAAGUGUGGCAGGAGAUCCCAGCGCAACAGAACGACAUCCCAGAAGUAUCAGAUGGUUCCUCCUGGCUGCACACAAACUCUUCCUCUGGUGAGAUGACUGAUGGAUUCUCAGAGCUGUUCUCUCCGGAGAGUAAAGGAUACUCUAUGGACUACCUGAAUAGCCCUGAGGAAUACUUCACACACAAUGAUGUGGAGCUUCCAGAUUUGGGGUAUUUGGUCUACGAUCAACAGGACAAUCCCUCUACACACGCUGAACUGUCUGAGGGAGAAGCAGUGACUGAGGAGAGCGUAAGAGAGUCAUUAAAAAAGCGACUGGAGUUCUGCUUUUCUAGAGAGAACCUUUCUAAGGAUCUUUACCUGAUAUCCCAGAUGGAUGGUGAUCAGUUUAUUCCUAUCUGGACAAUUGCCUGCAUGGAGGACAUCAAAGCUCUCACCACUGAUAUGGAUCUGAUUCUGGAAGUAUUGAGAGCUUCUCCCUUAGUGCAAGUUGAUGAUGCUGGUGAGAAAGUUCGACCUAACCACAGCCGCUGUAUCAUUAUUUUAAGGGAAGUGCCAGAGACUACACCAGUUGAGGAGGUAGAGGCUCUUUUCAAGAAUGAAAACUGUCCAAAACUGCUGGGUGUUGAGUUUGCUCACAACAGCAACUGGUACAUAACUUUUCAGUCGGAUAUGGAUGCACUGCAGGCAUACAGGUACCUACGAGAGGAAGUUAAAGUCUUCAAAGGGAAACCCAUUAUGGCUCGCAUUAAGGCCAUAAAUACAUUCUUUGGGAAGAAUGGAGGGGUGUACCAGCAGCCAGGCCAACCACAGGCCCAGUAUGUGCCUCCAGUGUAUAUGCCACCGGUGUACAGCCCUCAGCAGGAGUAUCCUGUUUACCCUUUGGUGUCUCCUACCUGGAACCCCUCGAUUGUGCCACACUUUGAAACGCCACUGGCCCCUUUCCCCAAUGCUGGAUUCGUGAAUGGAUACAACAGUCCUGGGAACUACAAACUAACUUCUGGCUCGGUCAAUGGCCAUCGUCCUAAUGGCAGGAACAGGAACCAUGUCAAAGGACAUCAUAGACCUGGAGAUCCUAUUUCAUCUAACUUGGCUUUAGGGACAAUGAUGAAUGGCAUCUCUGGUCCAACGGCACAGUCUGCUUUAUCUGCCUUCAACCUUAGAGAGGCGUCCUCAUUGUUCUCGACAUCCAGUGGAGAUCAGGGCCGUGCAGGAAGAGACAGAAGGAAUGGCCACAAAGGCAUGAGAAGGAAAAAAGAAGACGAGUUUUCCACGAAACCUGUCCCGUUGAUGGAAGCCAAGGCAGCCCCUCCUAAUUUUGACCUGGCAGGCUCUAGCUUCCCUCCUUUGCCAGGGUCUGUGGUCCCUGUUCAGGAAGAAACUGUGACAGAGGUACGCCUCUCUGAUGUCGUCCGUGGCCUAAAGCUUCAAGCCAAGACAGGAAAUCGUGAAAAUAUAUUAGCUGUUAACACAAAAGGCUCUAAAAGUCCUGCUAACAAACAGGAUUCUACCUCCCCGUGUACUACACCAGCUGUUGCUGAGAUGCAAAUGGCAACACCGCCAGAUUCAGGUGCAUGUCUAACAGUAGACAAAGGAGAUGAAGGUGAACCAGUUGCUGUGCAGGGAGACCUCGCUCCAUCCACUGAGGCUGAGUGUAAAACCACUCCAGAAACACCCCCCAGUGUGAGCGGUAAAACUGUUUCUCAAAAACAGUCAUCAGAGCAAGAAUGGCAGGAGUCAAGAAAGCUUAGCUAUGCUGAGGUGUGCCAGAGACCAGCCAAAGACCCACCGCAAGCAGAGACGCCAUCCCCCUUGCCUCCUGUCACUUCCCCCAACCACCCUCUGAAAGAACUCAAGGUCAAUACUGUUAAGGAGCCUCAGCUGAACACCAAAAAAGGUGCUGAGAAAGUUGGAGAUAAACCUUCUCGACAGCUGUCCCGUACAUUCCGUGGCGCUUCCGGUCAUACCAGAGCAAAAGGUUCCGGGAUGAAGAUCCGGGAACAUCAGAGGGGCUCGAAUGCUAGCAAGCAGUUCCCCCCACAGCGAGGACCAAAAUCCAGUGGCAAAGAGCAAAAAGUACCCCCACCCAUACAAAAAUAAAUGCAUUUCAGAACUUUACAGACCUUAUUUAAAUGUGUAAAUAUGUAAAUACAGAUGGAUCUAUUUCUUUUGACAGAUUUUGUCAAAUAUGUUUAAAUAUUUACUGUGACUUAAAAGUCAAUGUUCCUUAAAGGAAAAUUUUUAUUUUAGCAGUGCUUAAAUGUUAAGUGUGUAAUUUUGAAUUUAAUUUAAUAUGGCAGUACUUCUAAACAGAUAUCCUGACAAUGUAUUAUGGGUAUUAUUAUUUUUUUUUUUUUAAUCAUCUGAUGGGGGAAGUUGUGCUUAUCAUUGCAGGAGGUCUCUUUAGCAUCCUGGUGUAUUAAAUUUAGGGUGACUGCUCAGGUUUUUAUUUGGUAAAGAUGUAUUUAUUGACAAUGAAAUGCAUUAAACAGGGGGGAUAAAACAACAGAGGAUUGGUAUUUGAGGAUCUCAAAACCGUAAUUGUUUAGUUUUAUUUUUUUGCAUCAGAUUGUAAAUUACUUGGAUUGCAAUUAUUGAAUGUAUUCCUCCAUGGUGAUGGAUGCAUCUGUGGGGGAAUUCCAAUCGAGAUUUGGAAAUAAAUUAGUUUUUCCUUUUUGGAUUUUGCUUUUUAAAUGUGUUUUAACAUAGUUUGGAGAUAUUUGGUAAUGCUUGCUUUAUUUUCUGUCACUUUUUUUUUUCCAUCAAUUUUUUUUGGACCCUAGAAUGUAUGGUCAUGUCAUGGUACAAUUGUGCUGGUUUAAUAGAAAACUAAGUUUUCUGCAUUUAUUUUAUUUUUUUUCUUUGAUGUAAAUGUUAGUUCAGUAUCUCUUAUAGCUGGAAUACGGUCACUAGUUUAGCUGCUUCAGUAAUUGUGGAGCAUUGCUAUAUUCACUCAAAACAUGUUUUUUUUUUCCUAAAAGUGCACAAGGUGUCAAAAUGAUUGAACUUAAGCACUUGUUUAAAGCAGCAUGUGAUCAAAUUUAAGAUAUUGCCAGAUGAUUAUUUUGAAUGUAAAUAUUGUUUGUGUUGUGUCAAUACAUUACUAUUGUAACAUUUCAAUUUUAGAUAAAAAUUGUCAGUGGUAAGCUACUCUAGCCUAAAAUGUAGCAUGAAACUAAAUUUAAAUCCUAAAUUUCCUAUAAGUCCUUUAUUCUUCCUUUGGUCUUGGAACUGGAGAAUAUUUUAUAAAACCAGAUAUGGUUGUAUUAAAUCAUAUUUGAAUGUUUAUCUGGUGACAGGUUUGCCUCUGUAAAUAGGAAAGUAACUAAACUAAAUUUACAAGGUUUAAUGAAUUCUUUUCUACUAAAGGACUAAAAGGAUCUUUUUGUUUUUGCCAAAAAAAAGGGACAAGAGGCUAAUCAGUGCAUAUAUAUAAAAAAAAAAAAUCAUGUUUAGUCAGAUUCUCAAGCUACGAUUGGGAUUUAUUUUUUUCAUAUAGUUAUACAAAAAUAUAAAUAACAUUUUUAGAUGGACCUGAAAGAAAAGUUGGAUUUGCAAUUCAGAUGUUUUCUCAAGUCAAAUUUUAAAGCCUUUUUUUUCUCGUUUUAAACAAAUUGCCAUGUUUGAACUCACCCAAAUAGUUUGCAUUUUAAUAAAAGGAAAUUUUUGUAAAUGCCAUCUAUGGGGCUUCAGCUUCUAGCUUUUUAUUGUUGCAUUCUUCCUCUUUUGUAGAAUUUUAGAAUAUAUAUUAGUUAUUUGUCUUAAGGGCUGUCAUUGCUAUGGAGUCUAACAUGAUACUUUGCUUCUUUUUUUUUUUUUACUUGAUUUGAAUUUGUGUGCACUGAUCUUAUUUAAAACCAGCGAAUGGGUGGGAUUAUGUUUCAGUGUUGAACACAUACCCGUGGAGGUGGUCAAUGAAAUCCACUUAUAAGAUGCUUAAAAUUCAGAAAAAUAUUGAGAGUAAGAUUUUCAUUUUGCUUUAUGUGAUUGUUUAAAAUGUGGAAAACAAGAUGAUACAAAUUCCUUUUUUUUAUGAUUUUGGUUGUGGAUUUCAGCAUGUUUUUGCAAACCUUGUGCCUUUUCAGCACUAGGCACCCUGAUUACGUCCUAUAAAGUCCUGCCUGGUUUAUUGUCCAAUUAUGGGAAAUGUGUAUUUUCAUUAGGAGUGCUUAUAUUAUUUCAAGCUCAAGUAUUACUUUAUUGGAGAUUUUAUUUUAGGUAAAAGGUAUAGAUCUUGGUUCAUUUUACUUAUCUUUUAACCCUACCAAUUUCAUUAAAUAUUUAAAGUUCCUUUUAACAAAACAAAAACUUUUUUUUUUCUACUGAAAUACACACUGGUUUAUCAAGCUAAUAUUGUGUAAUAAUAAAGCAUUUUAA
Messenger RNA from Cyprinodon tularosa, 4802 nucleotides. RefSeq names its product La ribonucleoprotein 4Ab (gene larp4ab). The record is from RefSeq and is a predicted model, not a curated record. Gene Ontology annotation, cellular component: cytosol; cytoplasmic stress granule. Lineage: Eukaryota; Metazoa; Chordata; Actinopteri; Cyprinodontiformes; Cyprinodontidae. The coding region runs from base 390 to 2525 and encodes 711 amino acids. Gene Ontology annotation, molecular function: mRNA 3'-UTR binding. Gene Ontology annotation, biological process: positive regulation of translation. The transcript has 15 exons.